Molecule: messenger RNA, 1185 nt
Organism: Brassica oleracea var. oleracea
Lineage: Eukaryota; Viridiplantae; Streptophyta; Magnoliopsida; Brassicales; Brassicaceae
Product: putative F-box protein At3g18340
Exons: 1
Coding region: 54-1136 (360 amino acids)
Molecular function (GO): protein binding
Source: RefSeq, a predicted model, not a curated record
AAGUUUUCUUAUUUUCAUUUGUAUUGUAAACCUCGUCCCUAAAACAAGACAUAAUGGCGUUGGGGAAUCUUCCAUGGGAGUUAGUGGAAGAGAUCCUCUCUCGGGUACCACCAAAAAGUCUUGUUAGAUUUAGAGUUGUUUGCAAACAGUGGAAUGAUCUUUUCCAUGAUAAAAGUUUUAUCAAGACCCAAUUGGAUCAUGCAUGUCCACAAUUCGUCUUAUUUGACCAAAACAAGAUAUUUUUAAUAGAUGCCAAUCUUGAUGAUCUAGCAAUACAGAUGCAUCAGAUUUCUGUAGAUAUUCCAUGUGUGUUAGCUAUGAGUCCUUUCAGCACCACUUAUUGCGAUGGGUUGUUGAUUUGUGAUCUUCAUUGUAACGGGACCGCCGUUUGGAACCCGCUGUUGAGACGCGGUCGACAAAUUAUGACCAAAAAUAUUCGAUUCAAGUUAUGUGGGAUAGGAUACGAUAGUAAUAGAUCCGAAAUAAGUUACAAGUUAUUUGGGUAUCAUUAUUAUUACGAACACGAUUGUAAACUUGAAAUAUAUGAGUGUGCAUCUAAUACGUGGAAGUAUAUCAAUGCCCCUUACGAAGAAUGGCCAAUAAAAGAACCGUUAGAUAAUCAUAUAUCACUUGGUGGAAAUUCGUAUUGGACUGCUUAUAACAUCGAGACUAGCGAGUAUCUCAUCCGAAAAUUUGAUUUUUCAAAGGAGAUAUUAAAGAACUUUUGUAUUCUACCGUGUAAGAAGAACCAUGAGGGAGAUACUCAUUACCUCUCGGUUUUUAGAGGAAACCGGUUUUCAAUGUUAGAACAAUGCUAUGGAACAAAAGAGAUUGAGAUUUGGGUUACAACAAAGAAAAUCCAAAAUGGGGAUGAGGAGAAUGUGGUAUGGGUUAGGUUCAUGAAUGUCUCAAUACCUGAAAUACCUAGGUUAUUUCACCAGAGUUUCGGACGUUGCCCAAGUUACUUUGUUGAUUAUAUGUACGGAAAGAGCUUUGUCUUGUGUUGUACAGACGAAAAUAGACAGGGUUCUAUUUAUAUUUUGAGGGGAGGUUUUUCAAGGAAGAUUAAAAUAGAUUCUAUGGGUGUUGAUUUUAAUCACUUUAUUUAUGUUCCAAGUUUCACCCCCAUUCCAUGAGAAAGUUCAGAUUAAGAUAACAAGAAUCAAAAGCUUGCAUGUAGAGUAG